UCAUUCAUUCAUUCAUUCAUAUCUCUCUCUCUCUCUCUCUCUCUGUUGCUCGCUCCCUCUCUCUCUCUCUUGCUCGCUCCGCUCCCUCUCUCAAGCAUUGGAUUAUGGAUAAUCUUGGUAACAUGAGAUAUUCUAGGGAUUACUGCUUGGCUUACCGCUUGUAUAAUCCUGACUCGUUUAUUUCGUCUAGCACCGCAAAGUGUUUCACUGAGCCUACGAAAAAAUCAUGGCUUGCCCUUCUGGAAGAUCAGCUGGAAUCAGACAUUCGAUUAACUGAACACGUGAAGGGGAGGCUGAAGCUGUUGCAGGAAUCUGGUGCUGAUCCUGAACAUAUUGCUAGAGUCCACAGUAAGUUACAGAUUAUGCUUGCUAGCUUGGAAACUGAUAAAGCUGAAAUCGAGCUUGAGAAAAAGGACAUAGCUGAAGCUCAAAAACAUGCAACUAAAGUUUCAAAGCAGCAGGUGAAGAGACCAAGGCAGAUAGCUAAACCUGGAAAGCAGUCAACUGAAGUUCCAAAGUAUAUGGAGAUAAUAAACAACACUGAAGUUCCAAUGCAGCUGGUGAAGAGACCAAGGCAGAUAGCUAAAUCUGGAAAGCAGACAACUGAAGUUCCAAAGCAGCAGGAGAAGGAACUGAGGCCGAUAAUAAACAACACUGAAGUUCCAAUGCAGCAGAAUAAAGUGUUGGAGGCUUAAGAAGAAAGUCAUCCAAAAUGUGGUCAAUCAGUUUAUAUGAGUACCAUGUAUUAUACUUGCAUCUAGCAAGUGUACUUGUAAUCUUUCUAGGUGUACCACAAUUGCUAGGUGCAUGUGUCUCGGUGUAUCCGUGUCUUAUUAUUCUUACUUAUAUCCUAUAAUUAGUGUACGUCUAAUAUUGUGUGUAAUAUUAUGGUUUUAAAUCAUUAUCAAUGAAGUAUUUGUGUUGUGCAA
This is a messenger RNA of Trifolium pratense (red clover), 929 nucleotides long. RefSeq lists its product as uncharacterized. Lineage: Eukaryota; Viridiplantae; Streptophyta; Magnoliopsida; Fabales; Fabaceae. The record is from RefSeq and is a predicted model, not a curated record. Bases 105 to 695 code for a protein of 196 amino acids. The transcript has 4 exons.